Capsella rubella is the source of this 1804-nucleotide messenger RNA. Its product is annotated as probable protein phosphatase 2C 78. NCBI's taxonomy places the organism in Eukaryota, Viridiplantae, Streptophyta, Magnoliopsida, Brassicales, Brassicaceae. Gene Ontology annotation, biological process: protein dephosphorylation. Gene Ontology annotation, cellular component: nucleus; cytosol. Gene Ontology annotation, molecular function: protein serine/threonine phosphatase activity. The record is from RefSeq and is a predicted model, not a curated record. The transcript has 4 exons. Bases 270 to 1532 code for a protein of 420 amino acids.
AUUUUUUUGAAGUUUUUGGUGAUCUGCCCGUUUAAAGUUUCGGGCAACACCUGCCCGUAACAUAAAGAUGAUUUUUUAUUUUAUUUAUAUCUUCUGGUGAACGAAGCUAAUAUAAAGCUUCCAUGGCUAAUCUUGUUUAAGCUUCUCUUCUUCUGUUCUCUCUUUCUCUCUCUCUCUCCUGUGUCUCGUUCAGUAGUUUUUUUUUUAUAUUUAUUUUUGGUCCGGGGGAUGAGAGUGAUGAUGAUGAUGAUGAUGAUGAUGGAGUGUGAAUGUUGAACAGUUUCGACGAUCGCAUGGCUGAGAUUUGCUACGAGAACGACACAGUGAUGAAGAAAACGACGGCGACGGUGGUGAAGAAGACGACGACGACGAGGAGACGAGAACGGAGCUCUUCUUCCCAAGCGGCGAGAAGAAGGAGAAUGGAGAUCCGGCGAUUUAAGUUUGUCUCCGGCGAACAAGACGCUGUCUUCGUCGACCAAGAGUUACAGAAACGGAGGAGACGAGAAGCCACCGUCGCAGCCUCAGCUUCCGCCGUGUACUAUGAUACGGCCAAGGAAGUCGUCGUUUUAUGCGAGUCUCUAAGUUCAACGGUUGUGGCAUUGCCUGAUCCUGAAGCUUAUCCUAAAUACGGCGUCGCUUCAGUCUGUGGAAAAAGACGGGAAAUGGAAGACACCGUUGCCGUUCAUCCGUUUUUUCUCCGUCAACAAACGGAGUAUUCCUCCUCCGGGUUUCACUACUGCGGCGUUUACGAUGGCCAUGGCUGUUCCCAUGUAGCGAUGAGAUGUAGAGAAAGACUACACGAGCUAGUUCGUGAAGAGUAUGAAGCUGAUGCUGACUGGGAAAAGUCAAUGGUGCGUAGCUUCAACCGCAUGGACAUGGAGGUUGUGGCUUUGAACGCCGACGGUGCUGCGGCGAAAUGCCGAUGCGAGCUUCAGAGGCCGGACUGUGACGCUGUGGGAUCCACAGCGGUCGUGUCAGUCCUCACGCCGGAUAAAAUCAUCGUGGCUAACUGCGGUGACUCACGUGCCGUUCUUUGCCGUAAUGGGAAGGCCAUUGCUUUAACCUCCGAUCAUAAGCCGGACCGUCCGGACGAGCUAGACCGGAUUCAAGCAGCGGGUGGUCGAGUGAUCUACUGGGAUGGCCCACGUGUCCUUGGAGUACUUGCAAUGUCACGAGCCAUAGGAGAUAAUUACUUGAAGCCAUACGUAAUCAGUAAACCGGAGGUAACCGUGAUGGACCGGGUCAACGGAGACGAUUUCCUUAUUCUAGCAAGUGACGGUCUUUGGGACGUGGUUCCAAACGAAGUUGCAUGUAGCGUCGUUCACAUGUGUUUAAGAGGAGAAGUCAACUGUCAACUUACAUCCUCACCUGAAAGGGAUGGCGCCGGCGCAGGGAAUGUGGUGGUCGGAGGAGGAGAUGUAUCUGAUGAAGCGUGUGAAAAGGCGUCGGUGUUGCUGACGAGGCUUGCAUUGGCUAGACGAAGUUCGGACAACGUAAGUGUUGUGGUGGUUGAUCUACGAAGAAACACGUAGUUGUUUCUUGUUUCUCUCUUUCUCUUUUUCUCUCUUGUAAUGUUUGUUUUUUUUUGUCCUGAGUCAUCGACUUUUGGGCUUUCUCUUUUACCCUGUUUUUGCUCUUCGUUGUAAGACGACGAAGGGUUUUUAAUUUAGUUUGACUUUGGGUUAUGUGACUUAUGUCACUGUGUAGUGAACAGCGGUUUAGAUCUACAAAGAUUUUCACCGGUCGUGAAAAGCUAAAAAACCGUGAACGUUUGGUACAUUUGUGAAAGUCUGAGUUUUCUUAA